Messenger RNA from Pteropus alecto (black flying fox), 2794 nucleotides. It is a transcript of the gene TICAM2, whose product is annotated as toll like receptor adaptor molecule 2. Gene Ontology annotation, molecular function: protein kinase binding. Gene Ontology annotation, biological process: lipopolysaccharide-mediated signaling pathway; positive regulation of myeloid dendritic cell cytokine production; positive regulation of cytokine production involved in inflammatory response. NCBI's taxonomy places the organism in Eukaryota, Metazoa, Chordata, Mammalia, Chiroptera, Pteropodidae. Bases 181 to 885 code for a protein of 234 amino acids. The transcript is spliced from 2 exons. The record is from RefSeq and is a predicted model, not a curated record.
CGCAGCUGUCCCAGUGCGGCGGGCCACGGGGCACAGGACGGCAGCGGGCUCCGGCAGCCGGCCCAUUCAGCCAUGGUGCCUUACUCCGAAGGGAAAAUAUACGCAGCUUUCUGCUUUUCGUAAUGAAAAGAAAUGCUGAGAUAUAAAUAAAGCUUUUCUCUUCUGAUUUGGAUACUUAUAAUGGGUAUCGGGAAGUCUAAAAUAGAUUCCUGCCCUCUUUCUCUCUCUUUGAGUAAAAGCCACAGUGUGGAUACAAGUCAAAGACAUCAUGAGUCAGAUUCCAAGAAAUCUGAAAUCUCCCUGCGUGAUGUUGCUGAGCAUAGCAAUACAACAGAGGUGCCAACGGGAGAGCAGGAGGGAACUGAGGGAGCGGAAGAGAUGCCCGAAGAGCAAGCAGAAGAAGAAGUGUUCCUCAAAUUUGUGAUUCUGCAUGCAGAAGAUGACACAGAUGAAGCUCUCAGAGUCCAGGAUCUGCUACAAAAUGACUUUGGCAUCAGACCUGGAAUAAUCUUUGCUGAGAUGCCAUGUGGCAGACAGCAUUUACAGAAUUUAGAUGAUGCUGUAAAUGGUUCUGCAUGGACAAUCUUAUUAUUGACUGAAAACUUUUUAAGAGAUACCUGGUGUAAGUUCCAGUUCUAUACAUCCCUAAUGAACUCUGUUAACAGGCAUCACAAAUACAACUCCGUUAUACCCAUGCGACCCCUGAACAAUCCCUUGCCUCGGGAAAAGACUCCCUUUGCUCUGCGAACCAUCAAUGCCCUAGAGGAAGAAAGUCGUGGCUUUCCUACACAGGUAGAAAGAAUUUUUCAGGAGUCUGUGUAUAAGACACAACAAACUAUAUGGAAAGAGACAAGAAAUAUGGUACAAAGGCAAUUUAUUGCCUGAGAUGGAACACAGAACACAUGUCUCUCUUAAAACAAAUGAUUUAUCUUCACUUGAGAAAGCAAUUUCCAAGAAAAGUUUAAAUAAAAGUGAUCCUUAUUCUUAGAGAAACCUAUAGAGUAUAAGAAAGGUAAAUUUUUCUGGACAGUUUAUAGAAUCGUGGUCCUUUUCGCUGUUUCAGUAAACUUGAGAUUGUCACAGUUUCGAGAACUUUCCUUUCACAGUUUUCUCAGGUUGUGAAUAUGACAAAGGAUAUUCUCAAUUCCUAGUCCUUAUGUUGAACCUCGAAUAAAAACUUGUAUGAUAGACAUUUUAAAAUAUGAUAAUACUUUCACUGAAUUUUGUUCUCAAAGGACGCACAUAAGAAUGGCCCCGAGAAAUCUGACCACUCUCCUGAGACAUCUCUCAUUAAGGUUGUGAUAAAGCAUCCCCCAAAUUGUUACCCUGGAAUCUGGAUAGCCAGAAUGGAACAUAUGGACUGUUGAGUACUGGUGAAUAUGAAACCAGAAAUAGAUGUGAAAAAUGGUGGGGCGUUUAAAAAUCAAGUCAGACGCAUUUUCUUCCUCCUGGAAUUUGUGUAUUUGGAGGCAAUUUCUACCAUUGAUUCGUAGCCCAUUGAGAGCGUAGUGGUUAGGGACGCUGUCUACACGGAGCAGUGUUGAGAUGUGCCCUGGAGCCUGAAGGUCCUCAUGUAACCAGGUCUUUAUUUGCAGCCCUUCUAAAAGGUGUAUGAGUGUGUGUCCUUGGCCAGAUAUUUUCCUUUAAAAUCAAUAACUUAUGGUAACCUUUAAAAAUUUCUCUCGUGCACAAUGCUCUAUCCAGGAAAUAUUUCUCAGGUAUUUAGAGAAUCCUCACUGUGUGUGUGUGCGCAUGCCUGCACACCCACGUGCAUUGGGGUAGAAGUAGAUGUGUUUUAUUGCUUCCUUUUCCAGUAUCCCACACUCAUAGCAAGCCAGAGAAGCCCCAGCCAGACCUAUUCCUUCCCCUCACAGCCCUUCUGCCCCAGCUGAGAUUGAGGGAGAAUUAUCAAGUACAGACCAGGACAGUUGGGUAUGAAUCAUGUCAUGUUGUAAUGUGAAAAGCACCUGCUGGGGCAUCAGGAGAUCUGGUUCCAGUCCAGUCUCUGUCACUGAGAAUGAAUGUGACCAUGGGCAAGUUACUUACCCUCCUUUAUCUGUGAAGUAAAAGGACUGGAUUGAUGGAUCUCUGAAGGCCUUUGUUCUCUCCUAGAAUCUGAACAACUAGGAACCAGAAAAGGGAACAAGCAAAAAAAAAAAAAAAAAAAUCCAGAAUUUUAUAAUGUGAUGUAUAAUAAUUGCAGGAGACUUUAUAUAUGCUUACAGUGAAAGGGUAUUCUUAUAUGUUUACAGUGUAAUUGAUUUCUAAUGCUGUCCAUUAUACUUCUAUAGUCACUGGAAAGAAUGUACUUUCUCAGAUUUUUUUAAGUACAUUUUUUAUAGGGACCCUUGAGCAAAGAUACUCUGUCUGAUUUUUAUUUCUCCUUAUUCCCACUUCUCUGUACCCCCUAUUAGAACUGGGGUCUGCUCACGUCUUUGUGCAAUCCACCUCUUCACAGCCAUGAACCAAACGUUCCAUUGGGGAACAUUCUCCAGUAAUCCUGCAAGUCUAGCUUUCUUCUGUACUAGUACUUAUUAAAGAGGAGAUUAUUUUAAUUUUAUGGUGACAUUUGCUUACCCUAAAGUCCCUUUCUAUCAUAGUAGCUUACUACUCACUUUGCUUUUUCAGUUUUAAUAACAAGUAGUGUGUUUUUUCUGUUGUUUUUUUGUUUGUUUGCCAUACUACUUCCUGUGUCUUAAAUUUCAUACACCAACAAAACAGUUAUUACCUACCCUUUGUGUCUGCCAAACUCAGAACUGGAUGGUAUUUCUUAAAUAAAUGUUUUUAUUCUUUA